Messenger RNA from Oryzias latipes (Japanese medaka), 3102 nucleotides. RefSeq names its product ADAM metallopeptidase domain 28 (gene adam28). Lineage: Eukaryota; Metazoa; Chordata; Actinopteri; Beloniformes; Adrianichthyidae. Gene Ontology annotation, biological process: proteolysis. Gene Ontology annotation, molecular function: metalloendopeptidase activity. The record is from RefSeq and is a predicted model, not a curated record. Gene Ontology annotation, cellular component: plasma membrane.
ACAUUGAAGUUGACACUAUAAAUCUUCAGGGCACUCACCUGCUCUGUUAGAGUGACUGACUUGCACUUGGAAAUGAAACGGACUCUCCUAUUGUGGAUCCUACUUCUAAAUGCCUCGCUGAAGGCCUCAGACAGCCACAGUGUUCAGGUGCAACAGGAGAAGGAAAAGGACUAUGAGGUGGUUCGGCCUGUCAGACUGCACACAUUAAGAAAAAGAGAUGCUGAGCAUUCCAGACCCCCCGUGAUUAGAUAUGCAAUGACUGUGGGAGGAAAAGACAUUGAAAUGCAUCUAGAGAAAAAUAAUAAACUUCUCACCAAAGAAUACAGCGAAACGUACUAUCAAGAAGACGGAACUCAAGUCACCACAAUCCCCCAUGACAUUGAUCACUGCUACUACCAAGGAAAGAUCGUCAACGACAGUGAAUCAUCUGUCAGCAUUAGCACUUGUGAUGGACUCAGGGGUUAUUUAAGAACAUCUGCCCAAAAGUACGUGAUCGAGCCCUUGUCUGGCAGUGAUGAGGGAGACCAUACACUGAAAACCUUCAGUGAAGAAACGGCUCCACCUCCAGUGUGUGGAGUUACCAACAACAGUUGGAGCGAGGACUUCGAACCCCCAACAAGCCGAAUUCAAUCCAGAUUCGGGGGUAGAUCUAUCGUCCAACAACAGAAGUACAUCGAGCUCUUCCUUGUUGCUGAUAAUCGAGAGUACCUGAAGAUGAACAAAGACAUGCAAAAGCUGAGGCAGAGGGUGUUUGAAAUCGUCAACUUUGUCAAUCUGGUCUACAAACCCCUGAAGACCUUCAUCGCUCUGGUGGGUUUGGAAGUUUGGUCGAAUGGAGAUCUAAUCGCCAUUACCAACCCGGCAGGACAAAAUCUGGAUGCUUUCACAAAGUGGAGGAACUCCGAGCUGAAAAAAAGGAAAAAUCAUGACAAUGCACAUCUCAUCAGUGGCAUCGACUUUGAAGGAUCAACUGUGGGUCUCGCUUUUGUUGGAACUUUGUGCUCAGAUCACUCAGUUGGGGUGAUACAGGAUCACAACAAUAACGCCAUUGCAGUGGGGGCCACGCUGGCUCAUGAAAUGGGCCACAACCUAGGAAUGAACCACGACGAUUCCAGUGCCUGUGCUUGUGCUGGAGACAGCUGCAUAAUGGCUGCUGCCCUCAGCUGGAAUGUACCUCGCUCUUUCAGCAGCUGCAGCAGCAGCACCUAUGAGCGCUACCUGACAGACCGCAGCCCCAGCUGCCUGCUCGACAAACCCGACUAUAAGAGCUUGGAGACACCACCAGUCUGUGGAAACGGUUUCAAAGAGGAAGGGGAACAGUGUGACUGCGGCACGCUGAAUGAGUGUACAAACCCAUGCUGCAACGCCACCACCUGCAAACUGACAGAGGGGUCACAAUGUGCUGAAGGACAGUGCUGUGAGAACUGUAAGAUCCUGCCCACCACCAGAGAAUGCCGUAGGCAGCAGGACGACUGCGACCUGGCAGAGUACUGUGACGGGAAAAGCAACACCUGUCCGGAGGACGUCUUUGCUGUGAAUGGGCUCCCAUGUGACAGAGGCCUGGGGUACUGCUACAACGGGCAGUGCCCACAGAGACCUAACCAGUGUGUGAAGAUGUUUGGAGGAAGUGCCACUGAUGCCUCACGUUCCUGUUACCACUUCAAUACCAAAGGACAAUACUAUGGCUUCUGCAAACGCCCCUCAAACCAGGUGUACAUCCCCUGCCAGCAACAAGAUAUUUUGUGUGGAAAGCUCUACUGUGAAGGGGGCAAUGAUAACCCAAACUAUGGCCGCAUGUUCACAAUCAACAACUGCAAGGGAUCUUUUUCUGAUGAUUACACCAAAGAUUAUGGACAAGUGGACACAGGCACUAAAUGUGGCGAUGGAAUGGUUUGCGGUCAGAAUGAGUGCAUGGAGCUUGAAAAGGCUUACCGAAACACAAACUGCUCUGCAAAAUGUGCAGGACAUGGAGUCUGCAAUCACAGAAGCGAGUGUCAGUGCGAGCCGGGAUGGUUACCGCCAUACUGCAACAUACAGGAUGGAGAGUUCCGUGCGCUUUCAACUGGAGCAACGGUUGCUAUUGCACUGCCGAUUAUUCUAGUGAUCUUAGGGGUCGUUCUUGGUGUAGCAGGGUUCAUGUGGAAAAAGCGGCAAGGCCCCGUACUACCAAGCACACAUGUUCAGAAGAAGAAGGGACCUGUGAACAACGCUCCUCCAUAUGUAAGCAAGCGGCCACCCAGCGGUCAGCCUAUGCCUGUCAGAGAGGCUCCAAGGAUAAAGCCUAAAGUUGCACCACCACCACCAGUAGGGAAGAAACCUGCCCCCCAGAGUCAAAGUUAUCUAGCAGCACGACAGGCUCUGAGACCAGUUCCUCAUCCAAAGGUCUGAUGUAUAGAUGUAGCAGCUGUUAUACCAGGGGGGGGCAUUUUUCACCGUCCAUCUAAUUCACGGGGCAGAGCCUCUUUUUACCCCAGCAAGCAAAAACUGGACUGUUACGAUUGUGCCACAGAAUCAGAACUUCAUCACACUUUUUUUUUUUGUUUUUCUUUCCUCUUCCUCCUCCCGUUUUACCUGAAAUGUCAGCCAUACGUAGGUUUCUGUCAGAAUGUUGGAACAGGAGCAGUCCGCGCAAAACGGUUCUAAUCUUCAAACGCUUGGCUCGCUCAGUGAGCGAAGACGCUCAGAUCGUCUUGGAUUUGACAGUGAAAUAUUUCUAGCUGUCUAUAGGGGUCAUGAGUUUGAAUGUUGUGGGACAGCAAAUGUGUCUGAAAAGGUUUGUUUUUAUCACAUGUCAGGUUUUAGGGGAAAAUACUGUGAAACCAAUUUUUUGUAUUUUUUAAAUGUUUAUAAAAUAUCUGUAUUUGCAAAGCUGUACAAUACAAAUUGUGUACAUUUGCAGCAUUUUAGAAUUGCAGCCUUUUAGAAAUAAAUGUCUUUAAUAGUUUUCUUGAAAUAGUGAGUAAAUUAUGUUGAAAAUGUCUGCUGCUGAUUUUUAUGUCAUAAUCAAAGCUUAAGACUGAAACACGUGGUAAACUUGUAAGUUAAUAUAUUUCAGUGUAUCUUGUAAAUGCAUAUUUGUACAUUAAACAUACUUUAACAGUU